This is a messenger RNA of Exophiala bonariae, 1287 nucleotides long. RefSeq lists its product as uncharacterized. The record is from RefSeq and is a predicted model, not a curated record. The coding region runs from base 1 to 1287 and encodes 428 amino acids. The transcript has a single exon. NCBI's taxonomy places the organism in Eukaryota, Fungi, Ascomycota, Eurotiomycetes, Chaetothyriales, Herpotrichiellaceae.
AUGACUACUACUGCCUCGUUCCGUCCGACAACACCCUCCCGAACCAUUUUAUAUCCUCCUCAACUGUCGCCCAGUCGAAUGCCACAUCCAGUUCUCCUGGAAAAUCCGUACACAUCUGGUCAUCGGAACUUGGACGUCUUUUCGCCAGUGGACCAGAAUGGAAGCUUUUGUUUUGAUCGCGAAAUCCGACGCGGCAAAGUAAACAGACGAGUCAAAAACAAAGGUGCUUGGAAACCUUCGUGGAAACCUGCCUAUCUUGUGCUCCGACCCAAUCUGCUAUCCAUAUAUCAGAAUGAAGAUGAGACGGACCUUAAGGCCUCCAUCACACUCUCCGAGGUCACCGCGGUCGCCCCAGUCCGAAAGGCGAACAUGGAGAAUGUGUUUGGUGUAUUCUCUCCCUCCAAGAACUACCAUUUUCAGGGUUUAUCUGCUCCUGACGCUGCAGAUUGGAUCUCACACAUCCGAGCUGAAACCCGUACCGAGGACGAAGAUGGCCUGGAUACAAUUCCUCCUCCCAAGGUGACCUCUGCGCACCAAGACCCAUCGAACUACGAGUCGACUGAUCUGUCCGCCGAUGAUCAACCAAACGCUCCGACCGCACCUGGGCCAGUCAGAAAUAGGGCUCGAACGGGCUCGACCUUGGCUUAUCCGCAGCGCCGUGCUUCAACCUUGCAGGAAUACUCGGGCAAUGAGCAGAUGACAACGUCCCAAUCAGACUUUUCCGAUGUCCUGGGCAGUUCGUUGCCAAAGAACUCGGCCAUGUCUCUUUCCAAACCUCCCGCUCUGACUCCUAUUGCAUCCUCUCAACAACUGGCACCCCAAUCUGAAGUGAAAACAUCACUCCCAAUUGCGGUCCCUCCGACCACUGACACAAGUCAUGAUCCGGAACGGGUGAUCCGCCAGGGUCAUUUGCAGCUUCUCAAAUCACACAAAACUGGCGUCAAAGGAUGGAAAUGGAUCUGGGUCGUGGUCCGCAACGGCGGUAUCUCGUUCUACAAGAAUGAACAAGAAUACGCGCCACUGAAGAUUUUCAACAUGGACAACGUUAUCACAGCAGCGGAGAUCGAUCCUAUCAGCAAGUCCAAGAGGUACUGCUUUCAGAUGAUAAUGGAGGAUAAGUCCUACCGAUUUUGCGCACCUGACGAAGAUGAGCUAGCAAAGUGGCUGGGCGCUCUCAAGAGCGUCCUCAGCAAACGCGAUGCAGCAGUCAAGGCUAAGGCCAAGGGCAAGGCGAAGGCAACACCUUCAACGUUGUCUGAAAUUGCAGCAUCAUUGUCCCUCAGAUGA